Messenger RNA from Pleurotus ostreatus (oyster mushroom), 2673 nucleotides. RefSeq lists its product as uncharacterized. The coding region runs from base 1 to 2673 and encodes 890 amino acids. NCBI's taxonomy places the organism in Eukaryota, Fungi, Basidiomycota, Agaricomycetes, Agaricales, Pleurotaceae. The record is from RefSeq and is a predicted model, not a curated record. The transcript is spliced from 2 exons.
AUGUCUCCCCGUUUUGUAGUUCAAAACAGACAGCAGACUUCAGCCACUAUGCAGACUUCUCACCCCCAUACCGUAGACGUCGCAGAAAGGUUCCUCCUGGCAGACGACGGCGACGACAACGAAAUUUGCCCUGUCUGCGAUGGCGAGUGCACCUGCCGCCCCCAGAGCAGUACCCCCUACCGCAAUGUUCCCCCUUCUACACCUUCGUUCACGACAAUCACGCCCAAGCAUCCCCCUCUGAAGAUCAAACUUACUGUCCCUAGUUGCAUGCUAGGCAAGCGACAAAUUUCUUCCUCCAAGUCAGUGACGGCCUACAGUGCCCCCGAAAACGCUGGCGAAAGCUCUUCUUCGUCUUCUCAUCCCGAACAACUCGCUACCGCUCCCAUUCCCGUUCCCAAACGACGGGGUCGGCCGUCGAAGGCCGUUGUCGCAGCUCGUCUCGCCGCGAAGGCUGCUGCAGAGGCACACGAGGCAACUCGCCUGCCAGUUCCAUCAUUAUCGCAAUUCUCAUCACAAUCUCAGCAAUCAGUCAAGCGAAAGGACUCCCUGAACCGACGGAAAACAAACCCGAAAUCGGCAGCCUCGAGGCUACCCUCAAAACUCAAGGGCAAGUCCACGGUCGUGAAGAAGGCAAAUAAGCGAAGACGCGUGGCGGUGAGCGACUCUUCUGCUUACAGCAGCGACGAAUACUCUCAUUGCGAAGACGACUCCAAUUCUCUUCGACUCCCAACCCUUGUACCUGCAUCAGCACUAUCCAGUUCAUCCUCGAGCGAUACCGAAUCUAGCUCUCUUUCCGACUUCGAUUCUGAUUCAUCCAUAGAAGCUGAGGAAGAAACUUACAUUAUUUCUGAAGAAAGUAGGGCACGCGACAAGGCUCGUGUGCGCCGUGAACUUUUGGGGGAUGAUCAAAGAAGACGUAAUGAUUGGGUCAUUCGCCCAAGAAAAAUGAGCGUGGGUGCGAGUGACGCAGAGAUGGAGGUUGAUAGCGAUGCCACCGAGGACGAGGAGGAGGAGGAAGAGCAAGAAGAAGAGGAAGAAGAGCCAGAUGAACAAGCCCCUGGCGCCCCAUUCAAUGGGGUCGCCACGGGGUGGUCAGAGGGCGAAGAGUCUAGUUUCGAUGCUGAUCUGUUCUUUGCCAAUCUCAGCAGCGACGCUGAAAGCACCGAUUAUUCUGCUGCCGGCGAUGAAGGACCCGACGACGUCGAUAUCGAGGACCCGCCGUCCGACGUCGAUGCCAUUUCGCUUGUGCAAGCCGCUGCUGCGGGUCUUAUUCCCCAACUUCGGCAAGAGCUAGACAACCUUCCCUUUGAGGUCACUCAAGGGUGGGACGGUCAGAUUGUCUUUACAAAUGGGCUUCAAGACGGUCAUGGGAUUCUGGAUAUCGAUUUCGAAGUCAAUGCGGCCCAACUCGUUGACACUAGUGCCUCGCCUAGUGCUGAUGUGGACAUGUCAGAUAACGCUCAAGAUGAAAACACCAACGGUGGGACCGACGACGGAGCGACCACCGACGAGGACUUGGUUGGCGCAGACGAUCUACCCAACGAACGCGCUAUGCAGCUGUUCGUCAUGCCAAUGAGCGUAUCAGCUGUCGACCCGAUGUCAACCAUGAGCCCAGUUGGAAGCCCACGCCCUGUCAAUCGGCGGCGAUUCAGAUCAUCGAGCCACUGUGAAUCCCCAAAGCCUGCUGACAUUCUUGCCGGUAGAGUUUUCUGGGAGGAUUCAGAUGGUGAUUGCGACGAUAAUCUUUUGAAAAGUCGCAGCGAAACUUCUUCGCGUGGAGCUUUCCCUCGCACGGGAACAUUUCAGCAUACUACGUCGGAUCGCCGAGCAGUUAUCGAUGGUUCUAGUAACGAUGUGCCGUCACCUCAUCCUCGUGCUGGACGUAUCGGCCGCGGCAGAGACAUGACCCAGUCUCUUCACUCGUUCCAUAUGUUUGAUAGUCCAUGGACGGCACGUUCCUUCGCUCGUACCUCUUCUGUCCCCGCUUCUGGUUCUCCCCGAUCACAUAUGCGUAGCUUUUCAUCGGAUGUCCCCAUGUCCUCGUCACCGGAUCCGUUCCAUGGGGAACCCGUGAACCUAGACGACGUUCUCGAUUCAUCUUACCUGGAUUCGGAUGGAUCGGAUUGCCAUGGAUCGACAACGUCCGUUAACGACAGUGAUUCGAAGAAACAUAUCAGAAACCUCAAGCGGUGGGAUGUAAUAUCCGUCGGAGCCUUUCGCCAGUCCCACUCCUCCAUGAAUAGCCUCGACGCCAGCUGGACCUCUGACACACCGGUCCCCACCUCGGUCCCCACCUCCCUCAGCAACGCUAUGAAAAUGAAUCCCAUCAACGAGAUGCUCUGGAACAAUAAGGACUCCAAGGUCGAUGGGCCUUCUACCAGCACUCUCUCCACCCCUGAAUCUACUUCAUCCAAGCGGCGAAAGCGCGGCGAUCGUACCCCCACCAACUACGUCCCCACAACCACUCCACCGCAGCAAAACCGCAUUCCAACAAAAACCAGAAAAGAGCUCAGGCACGAGCAUAAGCUGAAGCGCAAAAGCUUCGCUUCCACUCAUCACAAACAUCAUCCUCAGUUCCACGCCCAUGGUCAUCAUCCGAACAUGAAAUCUCGUAGCUCGAGUUCAGUGCAGCGCACGAACUUCUUUUCUUCUUCGACUUCAAGUCCAAUGUAA